ACACUGCGCUGCAGCAUCCGGAGGACCGGCAGGAUGAGCACUAGACUACUCCUCUCCCUCUCCACACACACAUCGCUCCAUACGCAUUCCGGAUGAGUGUAAAUGCGCAAUGAUCGACUCACGGCUUGCCCUUCUGUCAGCUGUCCGAGAUGAAACUCCCGGUUUAACGCGGAUGCUGCAUCUGAUCAAUUAUUGAUAACUGUUAUGUUUGUUUUGGAUGUGAAUUGUCUCGGGGUGUUUUCAAGGAACGAAAUGAAUGUGACGCGUAGCGGCUUUCUGAAGGAGAAGAGCAUCCUCGCCGUCACCGGUGAGCGGGAUCGGGCGUGUAACGGAGCAUCUUUUCUCUCAUUCGGAGUAUAGUGCGGGGCCGCUCCUGUUGCUGAAGCCUAGUGUGUGUGGGGGUUCAUGUAUGAUGCUCAAAGGAAUGAUUUGGACAUCUUUAUAAAAGCAAAACACGCUGCCAGAUAGACGUUUGUUCAACUCAGCGCGUCAAAAAAGCUCUUGGUAUGGCUGAGAAGUCCUUAGAGCCGGGGUCUGUCUCCAUUCCUAUGGAGGAGACGAAGCGUGCUGCAGGAGAUGCUGCCAUGUUGACCCACCUGAAGAAGGUGGAGAACCACAUCACUGAGGCACAGAGGUUUUCACACCUGCCCCGUCGUUCAACAGUGGAUCUGGAGUUUACAGAGCUCUCCUACACCAUCCGUGAAGGCCCCUGUUGGAGGAGACGAGGAUUUAAGGCCCUUCUGAAGUGUCUGUCCGGAAAGUUCUGCAGUCGGGAGCUGAUCGGAAUCAUGGGGCCCUCAGGAGCUGGCAAAUCCACCCUCAUGAACAUCCUUGCUGGAUACAGAGAGACAGGUAUGAAAGGUCAGAUUCUGGUAAAUGGGCGACCCCGUGACCUCCGCACCUUCAGAAAAAUGUCAUGUUACAUCAUGCAAGAUGACAUGCUACUGCCACACCUGACAACACGAGAGGCAAUGAUGGUGUCAGCCAACCUUAAACUUAACGAAAAUGUGGAGGUGAAAAAAGAACUGGUGAAUGAGAUCCUCACAGCGUUAGGACUGCAGGAGUGUGCCCACACUCGCACCAUCUCUCUGUCCGGUGGCCAGUGUAAGCGCUUGGCAAUUGCCUUGGAGCUGGUCAACAAUCCUCCAGUCAUGUUCUUUGAUGAACCCACCAGUGGUCUAGACAGCGCGUCCUGUUUCCAGGUGGUUUCCUUGAUGAAAUCUCUGGCUCAAGGAGGAAGAACCAUCAUCUGUACCAUCCACCAGCCCAGUGCGAAACUGUUUGAAAUGUUUGACAAGCUUUAUAUCCUGAGUCAGGGUCAGUGUAUAUAUAAGGGGACGGUGCCGUAUCUUAUCCCUUACCUGAAAAACCUUGGACUCCACUGCCCUACCUACCACAAUCCUGCUGACUUUAUAAUCGAGGUCGCCUCAGGAGAGUAUGGUGACCUGAACCCUGUGCUCUUCGAAGCUGUUCAAGGAGGCCUGUGUUCAGAUGAGAGCAAGAAGAACUCCAGUGACAAGAACGACCCCACCACCUCCUGUCCAUCCCAGUGUUAUCCUGAUUCAGGAUACAUUGAGAAACACACUUUUGCCACCAGCACCCUUACACAGUUCUGCAUCCUCUUCAAGAGAACCUUCAUCACCAUAUGCAGGGACGUGGUAUUAACCCACCUGAGAGUGAUGUCGCACCUGUGUAUCGGCGUGUUGAUUGGCCUGCUGUAUCUGAACAUUGGGAAUGAUGCCAGCAAAGUGUUCAACAACACUGGCUUCCUGUUCUUCUCCAUGCUGUUUCUCAUGUUUGCUGCUCUCAUGCCCACCGUCCUAACAUUUCCACUGGAGAUGGGUGUGUUCAUAAGGGAGCAUCUUAAUUACUGGUACAGUUUAAAGGCGUAUUACUUGGCCAAGACCAUGGCUGACAUUCCAUUCCAGGUCAUUUGUCCGAUUAUGUACUGCAGUAUAGUGUACUGGAUGACAGAGCAGCCCCCAGAGGCAGGCAGAUAUCUGCUGUUUAUGGCUCUGUCCACUUCCACUGCCCUGGUGGCUCAGUCUCUUGGGCUUCUCAUCGGAGCUGCAUCCACUUCACUUCAGGUUGCCACAUUUGUAGGCCCAGUCUCAGCAAUCCCAGUCCUUCUGUUCUCUGGCUUCUUUGUCAACUUUGAUACCAUCCCGAAAUAUCUUCAAUGGAGCUCUUAUGUGUCAUACGUCAGAUAUGGCUUUGAGGGUGUGAUCCUCUCCAUCUACGGCAUGAACCGCUCGGAGCUGGAGUGUCCCGGCAUGGUGUGUAAGUUCCAGAAGCCAGAGGAGGUCCUGCAGUUGCUGGAUGUGGAGGAUGCAAAGCUCUACGUGGACUUCAUGGUGCUGGGGGUCUUCUUCUUAGUUCUCAGACUUGCCACUUACCUAGUUCUGCGUUACAAAGUCAAGUCAGAGCGUUAGGGUCUGAAGCUCAUCACCAGACGUACAUUUCAUUUCACACACACUCCAGUAAAUCAACACAACAUUCUUUUUGCAAACCAAUGCACGAUACCGGGGCCAUUGUUUUGGCAGUGCAACAUUUAUCCUCAGUUUUUGUUACUUGAAAACUAUUUUUAAUUCUCUACAUGUAGAAUAGUAAAUCAACAUAGGAGUUGUUUUGUCAAAUUUCUUUAUGUCUUCAUGCAGUUUAACUGUGUAGGCUCAUUUUCCCCACCACCAGAACUUUCAAGCAUGAGUCUCUGCUGACAGGACUGGAUGUAUUUACAACGACAAUCCCACACAAUAGCAUGUGGACUGGCCAACAAGUCUCUUUCUGCCUAGACUGAAGGAUUUGUCUUGCGUUUAAUGGAUUUACUUCAACCCGAGAUGAAAAAGUCAUCAAUAACAUGUUUCAGAUGAGAGUGCACUGCAUGUUUGGGGCACUUUUCAGGACAAGCAAGCAGCUGAAGAGAGAACUGUGCGUGAUAUACUGUAAGAAUCGUCCAGCCAGCGUAUCUUCAACUCCAGCUUUGUCUUCCCACAAUACACUUUAAGCUUGAGGGGAAUAAUAUCUUCUGUCACCUACUGAAUAUAAAGACUCUCUCAAGGCAAUUCUGGGCAUCCAUGUCAAACUAAAUCUAACCGUUUGAGGAAUGUUGCAGCAAGUGCCCUUGAUGUGAACUGCCUAUUAAAUUUUUUUCCUAAGGGGGAACAUUUGGGCAUUUUGUCAGUAUCCAUCCGUCUUGUUACCUUGAAUUCUCUGACAACUGCCUCUUUGGUUUCCUGAGAGAGAAACAAAUUAUUAUUUGUGGGCUUUUGCUUUCUCGUUUUCAUCAGGAGGGAUCAAACCUUGACCUUGUACAAUAAUAAUUAAAAAACUCCCUACAGUGACCAAAAUAAUGAAGAACUCAAUGUGAAUUCGGGGCUAUUCUCGAAGAACCUCUUGAACUGACUACAUUUCGACAGGAAUGGCACAUACCAUCAGAUGUCUGAAAAUCACGUGCAGUCCUAAUGUCUGAUAGUGAACAUUUUACGCAGGCAACAUUUACUGCUCAAACAGGACUCGCUUGGCUUGUUUCUUUCUGCUACUUUUGCGACUGUUCCCUGGAAACUUAAUCUGCACUGCUAAGUAUGUCAGGACAUGUGUGGUUGGAUGUGUCGAUCAUAUACCUGGAUCGUAACGAUGGAUGAACGCUUUUUUCUGGAUGGAAAUAUUUAUGCCUCGUUUGCACUCGUAUGUACACUUCCUCUUCUUCGCUUCUCUCUUCUAGCAGUCAGGAUAUUCAACGCCGCAAUGCAAUGCAAACACCUUCACAACUGAUUCAGUGUUACUCUGGAGAUCUUUUUGAGUCCUGCUAUGUGUUAUGUCUCCUUAUAUAACUAAGACUACUAAUAAUCUGAGUAUAUACACAAAGAAAAGUACACGUGUUAUGCUUCAAGCAAGAUUGUAAAUACAUGUAUGCACUUUUUUUUUUGGUUGAUGUUGUUUUAUUGGAACUUUUUUUGGACAUUCGUUUGUAAUUGAUUUUAUUUUUAUAUGCGCAAAUAUGACAUGCGGUUCUGGAAAAGGGAGUUUAAUGGCUGGAAAAUGCAUGACACAUUUGGACGAUGCUGCGACUGAGGAAUUUAUGUUGCACAAUACAGAAAAUGCUCCCAAAAUAGUUGAUUAAUUUGCUGCCGGUUCAUUUUAGGAUGAUUUCAUUUUAUUUUUUGAGAAUGCUUGUGUUGGGAAAGUUGACUCAGCUUGUGAGUAGGACAUUUGUGGUAUACCAACACAAUUUUACAGCAUUUCCUAACUAUUUUAAAUUAGUGGCUAAUUCGUAAUGAAUUUGUGUGAUCACAUUUGUACAUUUUGGUAUAAACUGCUCACACCCUAGUGAUGAAUGUGUUUACCCUUGCAAAAAAUGUUUAUUUCUUUCAUUAAUUUCAUUAGGUAUACUAUAA
Messenger RNA from Danio aesculapii, 4394 nucleotides. It is a transcript of the gene abcg4a, whose product is annotated as ATP-binding cassette, sub-family G (WHITE), member 4a. The transcript has 15 exons. The coding region runs from base 507 to 2432 and encodes 641 amino acids. Gene Ontology annotation, cellular component: plasma membrane. The record is from RefSeq and is a predicted model, not a curated record. Lineage: Eukaryota; Metazoa; Chordata; Actinopteri; Cypriniformes; Danionidae. Gene Ontology annotation, molecular function: ABC-type transporter activity; ATP hydrolysis activity; ATP binding.